AUGACCCGGAAUAGUGGAUCUCCAGAACCCAUUGAAUCCCAAGACAAUGUUGAACAAGAUGCUCGCAACAUCAACGACGGAUCGUCUCAUGCUAGUUUCGAAACCUUGGUUCUUGAACAAUUGGCAAGAAUCCAAAAUCAGAAUGAUACGUUAAAGCUGCGUAUUCAGCAACUAGAAGAAGAUCAACAAGAAUUUUACCUUGACACUUGCAAGAAACUUGAAAGAUGCCUGCGAAGUUCCAGUCAAGGUACCGAUGAAGUGGGUCGUAUGAGAGAGGUGUUCAAAGAGAUUGUGGCUAUUAUGAGCGGUGAGAGAGUACGCUUUUUGGACCAUUCUGACGAAAAUGUCACUUCCCAGGAUGCAGCGAAUAUGGGCGAACCCCAAUUACCGGGCUCCAACGAUCUUCAAUCCCUUCAUCGCAUGCAGCAGGCUGCUAUAAGAUCCGGGGCGAGAAGAAGUAAUCAUCCGAAUCAGGUCAUUAAACAGGAGAACACUGAACUGUGGCAACGUCUAAAUCAUCCUGAUUUUUCGCCUCCAAGCGCACCACCAGUUGGGGCCUCAAGAGACGACGAAGAAGACGAAAACAUUCACGACAGAGCAGCAAACUACCGUCUGAAUCGACUUCUCAAAACUGUGCAGGAUCUAGCUAGAGAGUAUUUUGAAGGUCUACAAGGACAACCUUCUGUGGUAGCUCUGGAACGACGAUUUGGGCCAAGCUGGCGAUGUAAGGGCUCUGAGAGAUCUUUCUUCGCUAAGAGAAUGCAUAUAAUCCAAAGAAUAAUUGACAUCAGAGACAACCCAGCCAAGUAUGGGCUUCCGGCUGAUAUGACUUUGAAAAAGGCGACCCGGGUCGUGGAAAAUAUGCGACUGGGGAACAACUCAUACCAUGGAGAAUCCACUCGAAUGACUCUAAACCAGCUGUAUAUGUAUCUGGCAAAGAAAAUGGACCGACCAGAAGACUACAGCCUGCAAUUGCGGAAUUUUGCAAGACCUCGCAGGGUUCAGCUGUUUGAAAAACGGCAAGGCGAGCACAUAGAAUUCGAAAGCGCUAAUACUCAUCAAGACGCGGAUGAAGAGGCUAUGGUUGCGACUUCACCACCGUCUGGUGACAGUCGGCCAGAAAACGAAUCUCCAGUCACAGCACCAGUUUGA
Messenger RNA from Lachancea lanzarotensis, 1152 nucleotides. It is a transcript of the gene EUC1, whose product is annotated as LALA0S02e03642g1_1. The coding region runs from base 1 to 1152 and encodes 383 amino acids. Gene Ontology annotation, biological process: positive regulation of ribosomal protein gene transcription by RNA polymerase II. The transcript has a single exon. Lineage: Eukaryota; Fungi; Ascomycota; Saccharomycetes; Saccharomycetales; Saccharomycetaceae. Gene Ontology annotation, molecular function: RNA polymerase II cis-regulatory region sequence-specific DNA binding; DNA-binding transcription factor activity, RNA polymerase II-specific. The record is from RefSeq and is a predicted model, not a curated record.